ACCACUUUCAUUAAUUUCUCUCUACCUAAACACAAAUCCUUCUCCCAAUAUUCAUUUUUAACCAUAAACUUACCUCAUCAAGCUAUAUCUCAUUAAAUUAUUUACUUAUAUUUCAACCGGUAAAAACAAUCCUAUAUAUAUAUUUAUUACUCAAAUUUCUUCCUUUAACAAGAGUGGUCCUAUUAUGGCACACUUUUAUCUCCCUUGUAAUAAAACUAAUAUCUCCAAAUUGUUAGUUUUUACUUCUACACUUCUAAUAAUUAUACUAAGCAUCAAACCUCUUGAAGCCACAAGAUUAUUUCCUGAUGAACGUCUUUUGCUGCCGUCUCUACAGUGGAAACACCCUAAUCCUCCGGAGCGGAACCCCGGGACCAACAAAGCCCCCGCCGUCGUGGCCACUCUCGGCGAGAAGCACUUUGCCGCCGUGGAGAAUAAGAAUAAGAAUGUAAGGGGUCCUCUCCUUUUACCAUCUCUAUGGAAAUCGGCCAAAUCUCCGACGCCUAACCCUGGGACGAACACCGCUCUCGUCGGAGAAAAGAACUUUGGUGCUGUUGGCUUGCCCCGGAAAGUGAUGUCAUCGUCGUCGUUGGAUAAUCAUUUGCUGCUUCCUUCUCUGCAAUGGCGGAAGCCCACCCCUCCGUCGGGAAACCCUACCCACAAUGGUUGAGAUAUUUAAUUUAUCAGAUAAUCAUAAGCUAGCUAGCUUCAAACGCUAACGUGCUAAUUAUGAGAUUAUUACAUUCUAUAGUCACUUAUAAUCUCUCAUUCUUUCAUUCUUUCAAUUUUCCCCAUUUUUUUAUUGUUUUUUGUUCAAUAAAACUAACUUAGUGUACUAUGGCCAAUAUGGCAACAUGCAUAUACGCU
Molecule: messenger RNA, 864 nt
Organism: Cuscuta epithymum
Lineage: Eukaryota; Viridiplantae; Streptophyta; Magnoliopsida; Solanales; Convolvulaceae
Source: the annotation of a GenBank genome assembly